AUGGCAUUGCGAAUACCUCGACGUCAGAAGAAACGUUACUCGUUGGUAUUAUGGCUCGUGGUGAUUGUUUUGGUGGUGUUUGUGGCUGGGCGCAAACUAGGUGAUUCGGGAUCCCCGUCGGUGAUUGUUUCUGAUUAUGAUGUCCACGAUGUUUUUUCACGACUUUGGCGCAAAAGCAGCCGUCCAAAGGACAAAACCGUCCCGUAUUUUCGUACGGAUGCUGCCACAAGACCAGGAAAAGAUGGAAGCCAGGUGCACCUUUCUCCGGAAGUGGCUAUGGGAGUUGGCGCCGUUUCGACCGCGGAAAAACUCUCCACCAUAGAAAGCAUGCACCGCAAGGUGGACGAGAACCAUCAGCGAUUGAAUUUGGGACGGGAUUUUUACGAUAAGGUUUUUUCGGUUUUGGCCGAAGGAGCUCCGUCAGUUGAACAAUUGGAUCGGUACCGCACCGAAGAAAGAAUUUACCAUGCUCGGUACACCACGCGAGAGGAAGAGCUUGCCGAUGAUAUUGUUUUCAGCGAAGAUUAUUUGGGGCUGUUCUUGCAAUUGACCGAUGAAGAACAACGGUCGAUGCAACAGUCGCAUUUGUAUGCUGUCACCAACAUCCCAGACCACGCUCCUGAAGGGCUAUAUCUGGGCAAUGGAAUCGUAUACGUUGGUGGUGGAAAGUACAACUGGCUUGCGAUGCUAUCGAUCAAGCAGCUUCGUGAAACAGGGUGUAAACUUCCUAUUGAAAUCGUGAUUCCAAAGCUCGACGAGUACGAACCCGACUUGUGCAUGAAUAUUUUUCCUGCUCUUGGCGCUCGUUGUAUCUUUUUGCCGUAUAUGCUCAGCAGCGACGACGGAACGAGCGCGGUUUCCAAGUUCAAGUUCAAAGGCUACCAAUACAAGGCGUUGGCAAUCAUGGUACUGAGUUUUGAAAAUGUCUUGUUGCUCGAUGGUGACAACAUUCCUGUAGGAAACCCCGACCAUUUGUUCACGGAAAAACCAUUUACAAACAACGGAUUCAUCGUUUGGCCCGAUUUCUGGAAACGCACAGUUUCACCGGCCUACUACCAAAUAGCAGGAAUCCAAGUUAGCCAAACACAACUACAUCCUCGUUACGACGAAGUGGCAGGAAAAUACGAAGACAUUCCUUUUGUCAACUCGCCGCUUGAUUUGAAGUCAGUACCGUUGCACCAAAGAAAAGGAGCUAUACCUGACCCCACAUCGGAAUCAGGCCAGUUGAUGAUCAGCAAGUCGUCUCAUAUGCAAGCACUAAUCUUGGCUCUCUACUACAAUAUUUAUGGUCCUACUCAUUUUUAUCCUCUUUUCCUGCAAGGUUCAGAUGGCGAAGGCGACAAGGAAACUUUUUUGGCUGCAACAUGUGCCUUGAACAAGCCAUUUUACCAGGUUGCAAAAUUUUUGAAUGCCUUGGGAUACAUUGACAAUAACAAACAAUUUGUGGGUACCGGAAUGGGCCAAUUUGAUCCAGUGGACGACUACAAAAGAGCACUCGCACAAAAAACUUCGGUAAAGGAAAAAGAACCAAAACUUUUAUUUCUCCACGCCAAUUUUCCCAAGCUUGACCCUUGGAUUCUAAAGACAGAAAACAAGAUUUUCGACGAGGACGGCAAGCGGUUUCGGCUCUAUGGCACUUCCAUGCGCUUGAAAACCGGCGUUGACUUUGAAAUGGUCAUGUACAAAAAUAUGCGCCAUUUGCUCUGUGAGCUCAACAUCAAGUUUGAAACGUUUUCUGCUGUCAGUCACGACGACCUUUGCCAGGAAAUCAACGUCCAUCUCAAGUAUCUCUCUGAUACAGAACACUUGUUGGAGUAG
Molecule: messenger RNA, 1818 nt
Organism: Meyerozyma guilliermondii ATCC 6260
Lineage: Eukaryota; Fungi; Ascomycota; Pichiomycetes; Serinales; Debaryomycetaceae
Gene: MNN21
Product: alpha-1,2-mannosyltransferase MNN2
Exons: 1
Coding region: 1-1818 (605 amino acids)
Biological process (GO): mannan biosynthetic process
Cellular component (GO): Golgi apparatus
Molecular function (GO): alpha-1,2-mannosyltransferase activity
Source: RefSeq, a predicted model, not a curated record